Stylophora pistillata is the source of this 1243-nucleotide messenger RNA. RefSeq names its product hydroxyacylglutathione hydrolase, mitochondrial-like. Gene Ontology annotation, molecular function: hydroxyacylglutathione hydrolase activity. Lineage: Eukaryota; Metazoa; Cnidaria; Anthozoa; Scleractinia; Pocilloporidae. The record is from RefSeq and is a predicted model, not a curated record.
AAACUCUUGAGAUGUUUGGUAUAAUUUACGUGACGUAAAAGCAAUGUGGUGGUCUCGAGGGGUUAUGCUUUACAUCAAAUAUAUUAGCUCUACCUUGAAAGGUGUUCAACGAAUUACGUCGCUUGGAACUUUCAGACGCAUAGGACAUCGUCUUCUGCCAGCUGAAAGCCAUUCCAAUCCAUUAAGCAUUGUUCACUCAAACAUGAAAGUUCACAUACUUCCUGCACUCUCUGAUAACUACAUGUACCUUGUUGUUGAUGACAAAACACAAGAAGCUGCCAUAGUCGAUCCUGUGGAACCUAAAAAGGUUAUUGAUGCUGUUCAUAAAGAAGGAGUAAAGUUAACAACUGUGUUAACUACUCAUCAUCAUUGGGAUCAUGCAGGUGGAAAUGUAGAGUUAGCUGAACUUGUGAAGGGGCUGACAGUGUGUGGUGGUGAUGACAGAAUUGGUGCACUGAACAAGAAAGUUACCCAUGGUGAUGGGUUAAAGGUUGGAAACCUUGAUGUAAAAUGUCUUUUUACACCAUGUCACACAAGAGGUCACAUCUGUUAUAUUGUUAGUGGCCAACCAAGUGCUGUGUUCACAGGUGACACCCUCUUUGUGGCAGGCUGUGGAAAAUUCUUUGAAGGGUAUCCUUCAGAAAUGUAUAAGGCCUUAAUUGAGGUACUUGGAAAAUUACCAGCAGAUACUCUGGUCUAGUGUGGACAUGAGUAUACAGUGAAUAAUCUGAAGUAUGCUUUUCAUGUUGAACCUGAAAACCCAGAAAUUCUCAGACAUAUAGAGCGGUCUAAGAACAAAAGAGAAGCAAAUGAACCAACAGUUCCAUCAUCCAUUGGUGAUGAGUUCAAAUUUAACCCAUUCAUGAGAGUUCAUGAGGAAAAUGUAAAGAAAUAUACAGGAAAAUCAGACCCAGUAGAUGUGAUGGGAGCCCUUAGGCAAGACAAGGACAAGUUCAAACCUAAACACUGAUUGGGAUUAGAUUUGAAAUAUUUUGUAAAAGUACAGUGCUGAAGAAAUAAUAGAGAUGAAUGGUUUGUACAAACCCUGGCAGUUUUGGCAAAUUAUUGAAACCUGUAAACUUGUUUACCAGACCUUCAAAUUGUAAAAAAGUACUAGAUACCGGUUGUUUAAAAACUGUUAACUAUUGUGGAAUUUAUUUUUAAUCAGCAAACUGCAUAAGGAGUGUAUAAAUAAAUGUUUGUACAAAGAGCAGUCCCAGAAUAAAAGAACUAUAUACUCUUA